Messenger RNA from Triticum aestivum (bread wheat), 786 nucleotides. Its product is annotated as flavonoid O-methyltransferase-like protein Os11g0303600. NCBI's taxonomy places the organism in Eukaryota, Viridiplantae, Streptophyta, Magnoliopsida, Poales, Poaceae. The record is from RefSeq and is a predicted model, not a curated record. The transcript has 3 exons. Gene Ontology annotation, molecular function: O-methyltransferase activity. The coding region runs from base 1 to 786 and encodes 261 amino acids.
AUGGCAGCUCAAGCCCCGACUAUGGCAGUCCCUACGGACGCCCAGCUGAUUCAGGCGCAGGCUGGCCUAUGGCGCCAUAGCCUGUGCCACCUCACAGCCAUAGCACUCAGGUGCGCCGUCCAGCUCGGCGCCUUAGCGUCCCCUGAGGAGGGGAUCUACUCCCUCGUCCCGCUAUCAUACCUCCUGGUGGAUGGUGUAUUCAUUGAUGGUGAGGCCAGCCAGAAGGCCAUUGUGCUUGCCACGACCUCAAGACAUUACAUAGAGGUGACCUUGGGGCUAGCUGACUGGUUCAAGAAGGACAUUGCACCACCGCCAUCACCAUUUGAAGAUGUGCAUGGUGCCACACUCUUCGAGGAGAGUAUGGCGCUCCUCGACCCAGAGUCAGACAAGGUGUUCCAUGAAGCUUUGGCUGCCCAUGACCAUUUGGGGAUCGGCACCAUAUUACGGGAAUGCCAUGACUUAUUCAAGGGGGUGCAGUCACUCACCGACUGUUUUGGUGGUGAUGGAACGACGGCUAGGGCUAUUUUCAAGGCCUUCCCGCAUAUCAAGUGCAAUGUGUUGGACCUUCCGAGGGUGAUCGAGAAAGUCCCAAGUGAUGGUAUAGUUAACUAUGUCGCUAGUGACCUAUUCCAUACCAUUCCACCUGCUCAAGCUGUGAUGCUUAAGGAAGAAUGUGUACCUGGGCCAUCGUCAAUUUCUUCCGACCAACCAUCAAUGUCGAAAGAAAGGCAAGCAUUUCAAAGGCGAGGCAGAUCACCGGAAGAAGCCCGCCAUGCAUACCGGUGA